Physella acuta is the source of this 3397-nucleotide messenger RNA. RefSeq lists its product as uncharacterized. Lineage: Eukaryota; Metazoa; Mollusca; Gastropoda; Physidae. The record is from RefSeq and is a predicted model, not a curated record.
UGUUAUUCAAAAUUUUAAAACACGCAGCUCAAAAUAGUACACUUUAUGUGCAUUCGUGUAUGUUUCUUAAAAUGUAAGUAGCUUUAGUAAAAUAAAAGAUUAUGUUGUGAAUUAUAUUCAGAGACGGGAAAAUUCUAUUUUUAGAAGGUCGGCCUUUUCAGUUCAGGCUAGACAGUAGGUCAAGGCUUUUCUUAGAAAGUGGACUGUGACGUUGUUUCGGUUUUGUCAAUGACAUCGGAGCUUCAUAGUUUUUCCAAACACGUUUACACUGGACAUUCGGACGUGCAUCGACCGUACGUGCAUACAUUUGUAUGAGGUUUAGAGUCACGGCCGUCAGAUGACGAUGGACAUCCUGACCCCCGUCCCCAUCUCCUCCUACCACGGGUGCAACAUCACCGUCGUGGAGCACUACACCGCAAGCUGGAACUACGCUUCCGCCCAUGGUCAGUUUCUUCUGGAAUCGCCUCUGGCCGCGGGUCAAACAUUUGAUCUGGAAUUUCACGGCGAAGGAAUAAUGAAAAUCGAAGGGUUCCCCACGAAGCUCGCGGCGGUCGAGUGGUUGACCUCCAGACACCCCCUGUCCGCGACCAGCAAAAGGAUUCGAACCCACAGCCUCGUCCAUCUCCAAGUCUCCAUGAUGGCUGAUGGCAACACUAUCGCGUUCAAGUCGAAAGAUUUACCGAGGAUGACACUAUCUGGCACGGUGCUGGCAUUUGACAUCCUGUAUGGUGAUGUGUGUGUCUCAAUCUUCAACCACACCAAUUCUUCCCACACAGACAUUAGGUUUGAUGCAGACUUACACAGUGAACACAUCACCAUCGCCCAACCGUCCAGCCGCAUCUGUCACGCCUGGCUCAACCACUACAACCCCACCUCUCUGUGCAGCCUCGACAACUGCCCUUUGACCCUGGGCACCCUGCUCCAGCUGGAGGUCACGGGACCGGAAGACACCAAGAAGACCGGAAGUUACGUGCGCGUGUGUGUUGCCAGGCGGCACAACGUGUACGAGAACAACCGAGUGGCCAGGUGCGUGGGGACGCCGGACUGUCCGGAGUUUAGCGGGGAUAAGAUCCCCAUUACGUCACAGUGCCGGCAGAUAAUCCUGAUUCAGGUCUUCCAAAAUCACCUCAGUAUUUGUAGCGACGGUCAGGUGGUCCCUAAUGGCGGAUACAACGGUCGAGUGACCGUCAACCUGGAUGACGAGUGUGCACUGUGGUUUGAGGUGCACCAGGUCAAGCUAAAGAUAUGGCACUGUACAAAAGCCGACAGUGAUGUGCAACCUCCUAGUUUCCCCGCUCCUCCAGUGCCGCGGGUUCGCCGCCAGACUAGGCUGACAUUGGACUCUGAAGGUUACUUAAACCACAACUCAACCCACAACUCAACCCACACCCCAACCCACAACCCAACCCAAAACCGAACCCACCGGUCAACCCCCAACCCAACACAAAAGCCAACCCACAGCUCAAACCACAGGUCAACAUACAACACCAUCCGGAAACCAACCCCCAACACAACUCGCAACUCAAACCUUAACUCAAACCUCAGCUCAAAUAACCCCACCCCCCGGGACCGAACGACCCCCGGGUCAGACACCAGCAGCCACACCUACUUCCCUAUCACCCUGCUGACGACCUACGCCAACGGCAGAACUUUCUCGAACGAUGGAGCCUCCUGUAAUUCAGCCACCACCACCACCACCAACAACAACAACAACACUAACAAAACCACCACAACCGAUCCCGACUGCGAACACUACCAGAACCUCCAAAACGAGGUUCUAGAACGCCGUGUACUCUCCUCGUCCCGAUCACCUAAACCAAGAUCGACUUCCGGUGAAACGACAGCAGCCAGGCGUAUCAAAACCCCGCGAGAACAUCGUACCCACGGGCCGAGAGAUCCCCGACCCCACACCUCCUGCUACCAGAAUUUCUUCAAGAAAAGACUAGGCUGGAAAUAUCCCACCCAGAGACCAAAGUGCAGACAUUCUAAAAGAGAGACAUCCACGGAGUUAAAGUUCACUGAUAAUGGCGACAGGGGCGGUAAAUCAGACAAGGGGGAUAACUCACGUGAGAAAGUUCGAAAAAGCGGAGACAACUCUUCGUGUAUGGCGAAGAGUCAUGAGAUCGGGUACGUAAAUCGAAAUUUAAAUAAAAGUUCUGAAAAGAAUCAGCCGCAAAAGGAAAAAUCGAACGAGUCAUGUAAAGGAUUUCAAGACACGGUGCCUGUACAAGGUGGGACUACGCCUGUAUACAGCAGGGCUGUACGCCCUAAAACAGCCUCUAACGACAGCCGAACUGAUGCAGCUUCUUACGACAGCCGAGUUGUUUCCAGCACCAUCAACAGCUCGGCCACACCACGCGACAACAGCACAACCAGCAGCUUUUGGAUCUCCAGUAACGGCAGCUCAACAGGCAUUUCGGGCACCAUGCCCCAGCCAUCUGACGAAGAAGACACCGAGGCCAAAGCUCUACCCUCCCCACCUCGACACCGCUACACCACUGUUCUAGAACACCACAGUUUCAUACGCUCUACUUCCCCUUCCCUCACCGGAAGUUCCGCUCUAGAAACUCGACCUUUGACCCCUGCUUCUACCGACCAAUCUCAGACCUGCUGCAAGGAAUUCCAAACCAUGCGUGACGACGCAGUCUCCGAUAACGACACCGUAUUCACCUGCAGCGAACAUCUCUCCCACAGUUCGAACGGUUCUGAAAAUAGUGAUGUUCACGACUCCAACAACAUGGGAGAUGACUCUAAUAUAAAUAUCAACGAACUGAACCGAUCUUCGAUGGGAUCAGGCGCCUGUUCGGUGCUUAUGCGACAAAAUAAGAUAACCCCAAAUAGGAACAUUAUUGCCAGCAACUCGCUGAACGACGUUUCAUGCAGGCGAUCAAAGAGCUUUACCGUCACGAUUGAGAACGGUCCUGUGAUGAGGCUACAGGAGGGCAAGAGGAGUAACUCUGAGAGCAGCAGCACAGACUCGUAUGGAAGAAACUUCAGCCCGCCUUGUCCCGGGCGAGAUUCCAGAAAACCGCAGAACUAAACUAGCUUCAACAUGCGUAUUAAAUUUUAGACAUCAGAAGAAUCAUAGAUUUUUUUUCAAUUGAAACGAUGUUGAAAAACUUAAAAAAAAGUAUUAUGGUUAAAAAGGAAACAAAAGUAGUACUACUUCACACAUUUGUAAAAAUGUUGAAGCCUCUAUAUGAAGUAGAUUUGAGCUUUAUCUAACGUUACGUAGGCCUAUUAGAAGGUGCCAUGUUCACAUACUCAGUGGAGUUAUCAACGUCCUACAUACUCUUUUCAGUAGCCGAACUAAAGACACUGUUUGGUACAGAUUGUAUGAUACACCACACCACUCUUGUAAAUCUUAUAUUGUUAUGAAUAAACCAUAUACAAUUAA